GAUACUGUUACUGUGUCUGUCUGUUAUAACUCCUUCCCAUCUGUUCUGUUUAACAACACAAAAAUAAUGGAAAAAAUUUAAGAAGAUGCCGAAGAUAGAUUUUAGGCAAUAUAACAUGAAAUUACUAAAGAAAAUUUAUGAUGUUUUACGUACAAUGCAUACUUGAAUAUACAUUUACGAAAAUCAGUUAACAGCAGAAGCGAAAAGAGAAAAUUAGCAGUUUGUGCAACCACAAUUGGGCUCCAUUACCAAAUCAAAUCAAACUCAUUAAUAAAAGAAUUUUAUAUCUUCUCGUGCUACGAUGACCCUAAAUCUGGGAGGAUGGAUACACAGUUUCACAGUAACUGAUACGCAACAGCACAAGGGAGGCUAUACUAUUUACAAGAUUACGUCGAUUGUCUUCCCCCGUUCGGUGCCUCAGGCACUAACGUGUCUUGUAGUAUGGAAAAGAUUUCAUGAGGUCAAACGUCUGCAUAGGGAACUCAGUCGCCGGCACAAAAGUAUGAAGCUGCCGGGUAAAGUGCCCGAGCCAACAGACAGUAGCUAUUUUAAACGUUUCGAUGAGGAUGUGAUACAGCUACGUAAAGACUAUAUACUCAGACUACUUGACUUUGCCGCCCAGCAUCCGGUGCUAUAUAAAUGCAACAGUUUCACACAAUUCUUUAGCGAAGCGCAAUCACCAAAUUCAUCACCGCUACGAAAAUUGUAUGUGGAGCGCUCACUCAAGAUACCUGGCAGCGGUGCAAUAGCUGAAAUUUGCGAUAAACUCGAUUUGCCCUACGAUCCACACGACGCUAAUGGCAUGGUGCUCUUGGAUCCACGCUGUGACAAACCUAGUAGCGAUAGCGAGCAAAAUGAACAGCAAGAGCAAGAGCAGCUUAGUGUAGAUAAGAUUGUGGAAAAACAGGAACAACAAUCUAAGCGCGACUACACGCGUCUGCUGACGCCUAUGGCUUCGGUGGAGAGCGAAGACAGCGACUACAUUUAUGAGGCGGCCUUGGAAUUCAGUCAUGCUGUACAGUCGGAGGUCAAUUUGGAGUAUGAAGAUGCUCAUAGGCGUUACAAGCGCGGCGUGGAGCUUUUGCUUGUGGGCUCUAAAUGUGAUAGUAAUGAGGAUCGCAAGUUUAUUGCCAAGGCCAAGAUUGCCAAAUAUUUGGCGCGUGCCGAUGAUAUUUAUGCAAAUUUCUUGCGUUCCGAUGUCGCUCGUUAUGGCAACAGGAAGCUGCAAUUUCAACUUUCUCUAGAUGAAGUCGACAGUGUAACGCAAUUAGAAUGUGCCUGGAAUCAAUUGGCUAAGUACAAGGUCCUGAAAGUGUUGGGAGAUCGCGUCAUGCAGGUGCAGUGCAUCACAGAACCGCAGUCGCGGCCAACGUGCAUAAUGAAGGGCAUCGAGAAGCCAGCAAGCAAUUCGCCCACCCAAAGCAUUUUUCUGCCACAACGUGUGCCCUACAUGUGCCAACUGCUGGCUUACUUCCAGUCGGACCAGAAGAUUUUCCUGUUGCUCAAGCAGGCCGAGGGUGGACGCCUUUACGACUACAUACAAAGCUACACCCCUACGGCUAGCAAGAGUGUUGAUUACGCCAACUUAUUUCCUGCGGAACAGCCAUUGACAGUUGCCAGUGAUGUUACCGAGCUGGUGCGCAGUUCGCAACAAUUACUUAAGUCAGUCUCGCAUACUCUGAGCAACUUGCAGGCGGGAGCGCUGACUCCAAGACGACAGCAGACGACGGCGAGGCGUUUGCCUGAGGUCUGCUUGCGUCAAUGGGCUUGCGAGCUGGCGGUAGCUAUACACAGUCUGCAUGGCAAGGGUGUUAUAUUGCGAGACUUACAUAUGGAAAAUAUUUUGCUGGGAAAGUCUGGCCAAUUGAUGCUCACAUACUUCUACCAGAACGAGGGUCUAACCUCUGAUGACAACUACGUGCAUAAGGCGCUGAGUUUCCAAGCUUUAAAAAAUCAUUUCGUGGCCCCAGAACGACCGCUUACCCUUCGCUCAGAUUGGUGGAGCUAUGGAAUCGUACUCUACCAGCUGCUAUUGGGCGUGUCGUACAAGGUAAUGCAUCCCGGGCAUCUGGAACUCUACGGAUGUGUACAAUAUCCGUCAGAUGUUGUGGACAUAUCGGAUAACGCACGAAAUUUGCUAGAGCAAUUAAUUCAAUUGUCACCGGAGCAGCGCUUGGACUAUGAACAGCUGCAGGCACAUCCAUUUUUUGAAGGCGUCGAUUGGCAGACAGUUCUGGACCAAGGCAACGGUUCUUCUUAGUUAAUCGUAUGACGAAGAGGCACCAAACGAAUCGAAUUUCCAAAUUUGCCCUAUUAUUUAAAUAUUAAGGCGAUUUGAGGAAAUUGAAGAAUCUUGAAAACAACCAAAAUUAAUUUUAUGUUUGAAAAUAAGAGAAAAUUUUGAUCUAAUCAUAUAUGAUUUUUGAUGUUUUGUUUGUUUUUUGUUUUCUGUUUUCUGUUUUCCGUUCAUAGUUUUGUUUGACAUGAAUUCUGUGCGGUACAAAAUAUGUUUCUUUAUUAUUUAAUAUAUAAAUGUAUUAUUUUGUUUAUGCAUAUAUACAUUGCAAAUCCUAGAGUAUUUCAUAUUAAGAAGCAAGCUAGAUCUUAGACUAAUGAAAACUUGAAGCAACUGAAACUCGAAAUUAGAUUACUAAGAUUCAUAUACCAUAUGUAUUAAAAUAUUUUUUGGUUUUGUUUAUAUACUAUAAGCCAAUUAUACAAACAUACAAACACUUUAUUGUCUAUCUACACAACAGUUUUUGAUAUACUACAUUUAUACAUACAACUAGGGGCAAUAAUUAUGAACCAGAAUCGGGAGAAAGCGAGAGGCUUUGUCUCAUCCAUCUGGUUACUGCUAAUAAGGCACAUUUGGAAUGCAUUCCGUACAUGUUGGCGAUUGGGAAAAGCCAACAAUGUAUGAUAUAUAUAUUUUAUAAUUUUGAUAGUAAGGCUAAUAAAAAGCAUUAAGUUUUGGCAAGA
Molecule: messenger RNA, 2979 nt
Organism: Drosophila mojavensis
Lineage: Eukaryota; Metazoa; Arthropoda; Insecta; Diptera; Drosophilidae
Product: ribosomal protein S6 kinase delta-1
Exons: 3
Coding region: 302-2260 (652 amino acids)
Biological process (GO): protein phosphorylation
Molecular function (GO): protein kinase activity; phosphatidylinositol binding; ATP binding
Source: RefSeq, a predicted model, not a curated record